AAUUUACAUUUGUGGGUGUAUCAGGUUAGCAGAUUUCCGAGACUUCCGGACGAGCCUGGAACGUAACGUCAUUGCAUUUGCAUUUUUCCUGCCUGGCAACGAACCAAAGCGCUUCGUCACCUCCCUUCGCAAAUCCCACGCGCCAAAUUUCGUUCGCAGGCGAUGCCCGCCUUUUUAAAGUUCUGAUGGACGGAGACACAAAGGGAAGAAAUCACUUCAAGGGAGAUUUACAUGCGCAUCACACAAAACAUUGGUUUUUACAUAUCUAACACCUAAACUUUCUUAUCUAUACACGUAGACGACCCAAAUGGAGCUCCCAGAUGCGGUGCAGCCGAGAUCCGAAAGCAUCGGAGGGAUGGCGAUGGAGAGCGUGGGAAGAGAGAUGAAACCGGAGGUGGCAACGGCGAAGGUUCUUGUGAAGAGGGAGGAGGAGGUGGAGGAGGAGGUGAACAACACGCUUGAUCUUGCAUUCUGUAGAGGCGAUGACAAGAACAGUACUUCGGCAAUGAAUAACCCUAGCGCCAGCACUCAGCUCACCAUUUUCUACAAUGGAUCUGUGAACGUCUUUGAAGCAGUUCCUCCAGAGAAGGCGCAAGCGAUCAUGCUUAUAGCUGCUGCGGCCGCCGCCGCCACCGGGGGACUUUCGGGAAACAACGCGAGCGUGAGCAGGAUUCCGGCCAUGCCAAGCACCGCUGUCGCGGCCUCACCUGCUCUAACGAGAUCUCUUUCACAGCAGAGCUCUUCAACAGCGGCUUCUCCACAGCCACCUCAGCUUCUCACAAGCUCUUCUGCAUAUCUUUGCAAGCUGCAAACUGAGCUGCCUGUAGCGCGGAGGCACUCGCUCCAGCGAUUCCUCGAGAAGCGUCGCGAUAGGUUUGCGAGCCGAAGUCCCUAUGGUUCAGAAAAGAAUUUUGAAAGCGUGGAAGUUAGCAUGAAUGCGAAGCCUGAACUAAAGCUUGCGGUGGACUUCGCUGUGGCGGAAUAGAAAACCCCUCACUCCUCAAUUUGUCGAUAUUAUCCUGCUUCUGGGAUGAUCGGAACUGUGCUUCGCUUUAAUUAUUUUGAUGUAAUUGAACACUGUGAGAUGUCUUCUUUGUUGCCCAAUGUUUUAGCGGACAGUCCAUUAACUUUGAUUGUGUUGCAUCUCUAAGUGUUAUUUUAUUUCAUUGAGGCGUUUGCAUGACUACCA
This is a messenger RNA of Phalaenopsis equestris, 1189 nucleotides long. Its product is annotated as protein TIFY 3-like. The record is from RefSeq and is a predicted model, not a curated record. Gene Ontology annotation, cellular component: nucleus. NCBI's taxonomy places the organism in Eukaryota, Viridiplantae, Streptophyta, Magnoliopsida, Asparagales, Orchidaceae. Gene Ontology annotation, biological process: response to wounding; regulation of jasmonic acid mediated signaling pathway; regulation of defense response.